Molecule: messenger RNA, 2820 nt
Organism: Microtus ochrogaster (prairie vole)
Lineage: Eukaryota; Metazoa; Chordata; Mammalia; Rodentia; Cricetidae
Gene: Btn1a1
Product: butyrophilin subfamily 1 member A1
Biological process (GO): T cell receptor signaling pathway; regulation of cytokine production
Cellular component (GO): external side of plasma membrane
Molecular function (GO): signaling receptor binding
Source: RefSeq, a predicted model, not a curated record
AUGGCAGUUUCCCCCAACUCCUGCCUCUUGGCUUAUCUGCUCACCUUCAUGGUCCUGCAGCUGCCCACGCUGGAUUCAGCUCCCUUCGACGUGAUUGCACCUCAGGAGGCAGUGCUGGCCCUACUGGGUUCAGAUGUCGAGCUGACCUGUCGCUUCUCCCCAAACGCGAGCGCGGAGCACAUGGAGGAGCUGCGCUGGUUUCGACAGACUAGGUCGCCGGCUGUGCUUCUUUAUCGGGCUGGUCAGGAGCAGGAGGACCAGCAGAUGACCGAGUACCAGGGAAGGGUGACGUUGGUGACCGAUGGGCUCCCGGACGGCCGCGCUACUCUGCGGAUCCGAGGUGUCAGGGUUUCGGACCAGGGGGAGUACCGGUGUUUUUUCAAAGACAAGGACUACUCCGAGGAGGCCUCUGCGCAUCUCAAAGUGACUGCGCUGGGCUCUGAUCCGCACAUCAGUCUGGGAGUUAAGGAGAAUGGUCAGAUCCAGCUGAGAUGCACCUCCUCAGGGUGGUUCCCAGAGCCAGAAGUGCAAUGGAGAACCCCCUCAGGAGACAGCCUUCCAUCCGCAGCAGAGUCCAGCAGUCGUGACGCGGAAGGCCUGUUCACUGUGGCAGCUUCGGUGAUCCUCACAGACAGUUCCGUAAAGAAUGUGUCCUGCUGCAUCCAGAAUCUCCUCCUGGGCCAGGAGAAGGAAGUAGAGAUCUCUGUACCAGCUCCCUUGGUGCCACGACUGACUCCUUGGAUAGCAGCUGUGGCUGUCGUCAUACUGACCCUAGGAUUUCUUACCAUUGGGUCCGUAUUUUUCACUUGGCGACUAUACAAGGAAAGAUCCAGAGAGCAGAAGAGUGAAUCUGGCUCUAAAGAGAGACUUCUGGAAGAACUCAGGUGUAAAAAGACAGCGCUGCAUGAAGUGGACGUGACCCUGGAUCCAGACACAGCGCACCCCCACCUCUUUCUGUAUGAGGAUUCAAAAUCAGUUCGCUUGGAAGAUUCACGUCAGAUCCUGCCUGAUAGACCAGAGAGAUUUGACUCCUGGCCCUGUGUGUUAGGCCGAGAGAUCUUCACUUCAGGGAGACAUUACUGGGAGGUGGAGGUGGGAGAUAGAACUGACUGGGCCGUUGGUGUGUGUAGAGAGAAUGUGGUGAAGAAAGGGUUUGACCCCAUGACCCCCGAGAAUGGGUUCUGGGCUGUGGAGUUAUAUGGAAACGGGUACUGGGCCCUGACCCCACUCAGGACCCCUCUCCCUUUAGCGGCCCCUCCUCGCCGGGUUGGGGUUUUCCUGGACUAUGAGUCAGGAGACAUUUCCUUCUACAACAUGAGCGAUGGAUCUCUUAUCUAUGCUUUCCCUAGCACCUCCUUCUCGGCCCCGCUACGUCCCUUCUUUUGCCUGUGGUCCUGUGGUAAAAAACCCCUGACCAUCUGUCCAACUGCCAAGGGGCCUGAGAAAAUCACAGUCAUUGCUAAUGUCCAGGAUACCGUGCCCUUGUCCCCACUGGGGGAAGGCUCUGCUUCUGGAGAAGCAGAUACUCUCCAUUCUAAACUGAUACCUUUCUCGCCUAGCCAAGUGGCACCUUAAUGACUGUAUCAACUCCACAACUUCCCCUUUUUUGUCUACUCCCGCAUGCUCUGAAGCAUCAGUUGCUCGCUUCCUGCAGUCCUGUCUCUUCCUGGUGGGCGGUGAUUAAUUCGCCUUGGGAAGAAGGGUAUGCUGAUGCUAGAGAGGGCAGGGAGAAAGGCUUUCCUAAUUUGUUUCCGCGCCAAUACUGGGGAGAUUGAGAGGUGAUUCCCAAACUGUUUCUAGUAGCCAUAUCCCUUCAGAUCAGAGCCUACAUAGGAGGGCUUGGUACGAUCGGUCACUGGAGGGCCCAAGAGGCAAUCAGGCUGGCCUGAAAGGGUGGCACCAACAUUUGGAAUAGGAGCAUGUGGAACAACAGAUUUUAGGCAAGGGCAAAACCAAAUAGGAUGCUGGGAAAGGAAGAUCUUAGGCUAAAAAUCCCAUAAAGAAAUUUAGAGAAGGCCUGGCAGGAGUGAAUGAAGUAAACUUGGUCCAGUUAGGUGCACACUUCCUGUCCUAGGGUUUUUCAGGACUAUAUCUCAAAAUUUUUUAUUAGUUAAAUUUUUUGACAGCUUCAUACAUGCAUAUAAUACAUUCUAAUUACUCUCACACUUCUCUAUUCUCUCUUGUUUCCCUCCUCUCCCCCUCAGCAAUAUCUCUUCUUGCUUCAAAUCUGACACUGAGUUUAAGUCAGGGAUAUAAUGAGGGCUCUCAUGGGAACAUGGAUUCGGCGCUCUCCACUGAAGUUUGCUGGGCUCAAGAGGAGAGGCACAACUGAACGCAAUGAUUUUCCUCUCCCACAUCUGCCAGCUUCCAGUAGUUCAGCAGGGAAGGGUAGGACCCCUAUCGUGGCCAACUGUUGACAGAGCCAGCUUUGUGCAGGUCUAGUUCAGGAAACUCCAGUACCUAUGAGGUCAUGAUUACAAGUGCCCCAAAGAGCACACUUCCCAGCUGUUUUCCCUGUCUGCUGGAUCUUAGGUUCUUUCAUCUUCUCUUUCAGGACACGUCUUGAACACGGUAUCUUACAUUUUCUAAGUCGUGUUCUAUAGGAUAGAGGAGGCUGGCCCUACUUGUAUGGAAGUAGAGCUGUGAGCAAGCCAGGCAGGGACCGGGAGGAGUGGGGAUGAGCAGGGCUAGAGAAAGAACUUGACAGGGUUAGAAUAGAGGAGGAUUUGAAUCAAGCCUGCCAGCUUAUUUGUGCAGCUGUCAGGCCCUGCUCUUCCUUCUGUGUCCUCCUCUUUUUCCCUCCCCUCAAGGUCAAUCCAA